GCCCAGCAUCAUCUAUGCCAGCCAGCUUUCAUCCAUCCUGCUGGGCCAAGUCCUCCACCACUUGGUCCAGGAGGAGCACCUGGGGCCCACGGUGGCAGAGCUGGAAGACCCACGGCAGACGCAGCUGGCUCCAGAGACACAGGGAGGGCCGGCUUCGUGGCUGGAGCCCGUCCAGGAGCUCCCUGAGUCCCCUGGGCUGGAGCUACGGCCGGUGUCACCUGCUUCAGCCCCUGCAGAGCCGGAGGAUGUCCCAGCAGCGGCCUCAGCCCUGGAGGCAGGCCCUGAGCUGGAGCCCCAUGAGGCCUCGGGCCCGGGUCCCAUGACACCUGCAGGAAUGGCACCAGGCCCGGCAGAGCCAGAGUCAGACCCGGAGCCCACCAGGCCCUGUGUCACGAUCACCCGGGACGUGCCGAGGAAGGAGGAGCGGACCAUCCUGCAGUUCCCUGCCCACCUGGUAGCCGAGCAGCUGACCCUGAUGUGUGCGGGGCUGUACAGCAAGGUUGACUAUGGCGAAUGCAAGGCCUACUUAGAGAGCCAGCCACUGAUGGAAGGCAUUGAGCUCCUGGCCCCCAACGUGCAAAUGGUCAUCAGGCAAUUCGAUGCCAUGGUUAGCUUGGUCAUCUCCUCCUGCCUCGGAACCCUGACGAUGACUGCCCAGGACAGGGCCCAAGUGGUGGAGUUCUGGAUCCGGGUGGCCAAGGUGUGUCAUGGGACAGCCCCUGGGGUCCCUCCUUUGCCAACUCUCAGGAUGGUUGUCUGUGGUCUGCCAUGCAUGUUCCCUGAGCCCCUCGUGCCAGGGGCAUGA
Messenger RNA from Manis pentadactyla (Chinese pangolin), 805 nucleotides. Its product is annotated as ral-GDS-related protein-like. The transcript is spliced from 3 exons. Lineage: Eukaryota; Metazoa; Chordata; Mammalia; Pholidota; Manidae. The record is from RefSeq and is a predicted model, not a curated record. Gene Ontology annotation, cellular component: plasma membrane. The coding region runs from base 320 to 805 and encodes 161 amino acids. Gene Ontology annotation, biological process: Ras protein signal transduction; positive regulation of GTPase activity. Gene Ontology annotation, molecular function: guanyl-nucleotide exchange factor activity.